AUGGCUUCCCCGCCCAUUCAUUACCUCUUACCAAUCUUUCCUGGAUUCCAACUUCUCGACCUUGCUGGUCCACUGGAUAUCUUGAACUUGCUGUCGACCCAACUUGAUCCGGACACAUGUCCACUUUCUUUGACUUUCAUCGCUGAGACACUGGACCCGGUACCGGUCAAGCCCAUCCCCACGCAAUCCGCCGACUGGACAUUCGACCUUCCAAACGCGUUCCCGAAAACGAACGGCAGAGUCAACCUCAGCUUCAAUGAGUACCUACAACCCGACACCACAUAUGCAGACUAUCUGGAAGCCCUCAGCUCUGGCAAAUCAGGAGCCCAUGUCGACAUCCUCUUUAUUCCUGGCGGCGUUGGUACGAGACUGAAGCGCGUUCAGCCAGAUGGCAGCAAGACAUCUAACAUCCAGAGCCUACUCGACUUUGUGCCAAAAGUGGUCCCCUAUGUAACCACCGCCAUAUUGACAGUUUGUACCGGAUCCGACGCACUUGCGCAGACUGGUCUGCUCAACGCACGCCGUGCGACUACCAACAUGUCUCGGUGGGCAGAGGUAACAGCACGGAGUCCCACCGUAUCGUGGGUAAAUUAUGCUCGGUGGGUCCGGAGCCUCCCAUCUGAAGCGCAAGGCGACAAGAGUGCCCCCAUCGAGAUUUGGACUUCGGCCGGGAUAAGUGCAGGGAUGGAUCUGACUUUGGCAUUCGUCAUGCAAUACUAUGGUGGCCAAGAUGUGGCAAGAGGCCUGGCCAAGGCUUUGGAGUAUGACUGGCGCGAGAUCGCAGAGGGCGCGAUAGAUCCGUUGUAUGAGAAAUAUUACGCGGUUUGA
Messenger RNA from Cladophialophora immunda, 828 nucleotides. RefSeq lists its product as uncharacterized. The record is from RefSeq and is a predicted model, not a curated record. Lineage: Eukaryota; Fungi; Ascomycota; Eurotiomycetes; Chaetothyriales; Herpotrichiellaceae. The coding region runs from base 1 to 828 and encodes 275 amino acids. The transcript has a single exon.